Messenger RNA from Racocetra persica, 269 nucleotides. The record is from the annotation of a GenBank genome assembly. Lineage: Eukaryota; Fungi; Glomeromycota; Glomeromycetes; Diversisporales; Gigasporaceae.
UUCCUGUUCGAUCUCAGGAUGAUAAUGAAGAUUUUGCACAAGAAUUGGAAAAAUUAACUGUAAGCGAUAGCGAAACCUGUUUACCAACCACUAAUAAUCUGCCAAGUAAAGUAACCGAAGCAAUCGAAGCAACCAAAGUGACCGAAGCGACUGAAGCAACUGAAACGAUCGAAGAAGACAUAGUCGAUAAGGCUGAAACUUCUGAUGAAGAAAAAAAUUGGUCAAAUGUAAUUAAGAACUGGGUUGGAAUAUUAGAUAGUGAAAAUUAG